This is a messenger RNA of Ruditapes philippinarum (Manila clam), 961 nucleotides long. Its product is annotated as very-long-chain enoyl-CoA reductase-like. The record is from RefSeq and is a predicted model, not a curated record. Gene Ontology annotation, molecular function: protein binding; oxidoreductase activity, acting on the CH-CH group of donors. NCBI's taxonomy places the organism in Eukaryota, Metazoa, Mollusca, Bivalvia, Venerida, Veneridae. The coding region runs from base 143 to 946 and encodes 267 amino acids. Gene Ontology annotation, biological process: very long-chain fatty acid biosynthetic process. The transcript has 10 exons.
GCAUUUUCUUUUUUAAAGUUUUACAAAAAUACGGACGAAACUGAUAAGGGGAGGUCACUGCUUAAUAGAAGAGUUACUUCCCUUGAAUACGCCGGUCGCAUCACGACUUGUUUGCCUGUUGCCAAAGGUCAAUUAUCACACCAUGGAGGUGCUUGUUGUGCAUGCCAAGUCAGGCAAAGAACUGGGAGCAUUUAGUGUAACUGAAUCUACUUCAAUUGGUGACUUGAAAAAACAGUACCAAAGGAAGUAUGGCAAGUACUACCCUGAGAGGCAGUCAUACAGAACAGAUCCUAGAGGCAAGAUGUUGAAGGAUGAAGAUAGAUUAGGAAGUUUGGACCUUGGUAAUAGAGGAAAACUUUACUUUAAGGAUCUUGGACCUCAAGUUGGCUGGACUACUGUGUUUUUAACAGAGUAUGCUGGGCCAUUGUUCAUCUACCUUAUUUUCUAUGCUAGACCAUCUAUCAUUUAUGGCAGCUUGGCUGACACUCCUAGAGCUACUGUUGUAAACAUAGCUGCUGGUUGCUGGUCAUUCCACUAUGCUAAAAGACUGUUAGAGACAGUGUUUGUUCACAGAUUCUCACAUGCUACCAUGCCAAUCAUGAACAUUUUCAGGAAUUCAUCAUAUUACUGGGGAUUUGCAGCACUGGUUGCUUACUUUGUGAACCAUCCACUUUAUACUGUACCUUCCUAUGGUGAUGCCCAGAUCUAUGGCGGACUUGCUCUUUUUAUUUUGUCAGAGCUUGGAAAUUUAUCAAUCCAUCUUGCCUUCAAGAAUAUGAGACCAGCAGGAAGUAAAGUUAGAAAGGUCCCCUAUCCAUGUGGUAAUCCAUUUACCCAGUUGUUCAACUUUGUGUCCUGUCCUAAUUACACAUAUGAGGCGUUGUCUUGGGUUGGAUUUUCUGUCAUGACACAAUGCCUUCCAGGUAUGAUAUUUAUAUUCAUUUAACACCAAGUGUAAUGU